Messenger RNA from Penicillium paradoxum, 2424 nucleotides. Its product is annotated as peptidase family M20/M25/M40 protein. The coding region runs from base 1 to 2424 and encodes 807 amino acids. The record is from RefSeq and is a predicted model, not a curated record. The transcript has a single exon. NCBI's taxonomy places the organism in Eukaryota, Fungi, Ascomycota, Eurotiomycetes, Eurotiales, Aspergillaceae.
AUGGAUCCAGAUGCCCAGGCAUCAAUUGGCGAGCGCAGAGGGCAUCGACUGGCGCCGUUGCAGACGAACUUCAGUCGACCAGAUGCCCCAUCCAAAUCCCGUUUACAACGCCCCCGGCCAACUGAGUACCCCAGUACCAAUGGCUCAGAAGGUCCGGUUCCGCUUCAACCGGUUAAACGCCAAUCGUCCAAAACAACUCUGCGCAACCUUUUCCAUCGCGACAAGGCGUCGCGCGCGGCUCCCGAGCCCAAGUUGGAGGAGAUUGUAGAAGCACAGCCGUCGGAGCCUCAAACAGCCAUUCUUUCCGGAGCCCCUAUGUCACCUUCGCUCAUGAGCCCGAGCACAAUAGAUACAAAUGCCACCAUUACCUCCCCAACGGAGCAACGAUCUCGAACCUCAAAGGUCCCCCGCCCAAAACCGGAUCCCAACUCAGCGUCCCAGGAACAGUAUGGAUGGAAGCCUCCCCCAUUGUUCCAGGCCUAUCCUCAAUCCACCAAGCAUGAAUGUCUGACGGCACCUAAUAUCUCACCUAAUUACAUCUUACACCUCCAUGCUACGACUGCAAGAAGCUCUACCGACGAGAAUCACAUCAACCCCCUGGAGCAGAAUGACGCAGCGGAUGCCGCUCGCAGGAAGAAGGAACAAAAACAAAAGAAGCAUCUUCGGACACUUUCGGGCACCAUCAACAAGGUAGAAUGGACGCAGAAAAUAUAUGUCCUCACAACGGCUGGCUACAUCCUUCAAUAUACAGGCGAGGGAAAGCAUGACCGUCUUCCGGAGAGGAUGUUGCUGCUAGGUCCUAAUUCUGUUGCGUUUGCGAGUGACGCGAUUCCUGGGAGACAUUGGGUGGUCCAGGUCUCUUCCAAUCCGACGGCUGAUGAUUCCAUCGUGCCAGAGGCCCCCAAGCCUCGGUUCUCGCGUUUUGGCUUCCACAAGUCUAAUCCCCGGCGGUUUUCGCGGAAUUUCCUUCUCGUAUUUGAUAACCCCGAGGCUAUGAUAGCUUGGUUAGCGGCGAUUAGAACGGAGAUCGAGAAACGAGGGGGACGCAAGAUCACGGAAGAGAAGCACUCGGAUGACGAUGACACAAUGCCUCAGUUGCGGAAUAAAUCGAGCGUUCGACAGAUGGUGAAGAAAGAUCCCCAUCGCAUCUCCAGCCUAUUCCUUCAGCCCCAAACCCUCCAAUCACCUACCGAGGAGGAGGAUGGUCAGUCUGUCAGUGCUACGACAUGGCAAUCUCGUCGCAGCUCAUAUGUGUCGGUCAAUCGUCGCUCGAUAAUUGAAUCUCGGUCCGGAUCGGUGUCAACUAGUCGGACUGAGGCCACAAAUCCUACCAAUGGUUCUGACAUGCGCUCCUCGUCGUUCACCUCCUCGAAUAUUCCCAACUCUCCGCCCUUGGGGAACGGUGUGUUCAGAUCUGAAGAACCUCUGCCAGAAGAGCUCGACCGAAUCCACACGCGCAACCUGCCCGCCUCUAGCCAUGGGAAACGGCAGUCAUUGUAUACGUCCUCGCCACCUCAGCCUCCCCCCAUCGCUGAUUUCACCGAGGAUCAACAACCAACUCAUCCACCGGCCAAUGUUCCCGAGGCUAUCAUCCGUUGUGCUUCACCCCCGGCACCAAAUUUUAGUGUUCCCUCGUUUAGUAAGAAAUUUGUCCCGAGAUCUGGACCGAUCCCUAUCUCUCACGUUUCUCCUCCUUCAUCAACCAAUGCGUUUGCACGUCGGGAGACCGACCCAAACAUGGCGAACUUUGCAUCUCCUCCGCACUCUCCGACAUUCAGCGCCAGCAGCUCGCGCUAUGGAGAUUCAUCAGAACCCAAACGCGUACUGCGGGCGACAAAUUCCGAGGAUGUUCUGACCAAGACCGUUCGUUCAGCCCAGACCACCCAAAAGUUCUCCCGUGUGCCCACAACAGCACCUCCUACGAGACCUUUACCCGAUCCCAGGGCUUCUUCCCGCCCUCUUAGCCAGCUUGCUCGUUCCGGCACAUGUCCCAAAACCAGCUGCGGCAUUCCAGCCCCGAUCGUUCCUCUGUCACCAGACCCAACACUGCACCACAGAGUCUCUGCUGUGGACCCCGACAAUCAAGGUCCUUCGAAUGGGCUGCGUCGCAAAAGCAUGCCGGGCCUUGGUUUAACAAUUGGGCCUCCAUCUGCUCCACCUCCUCAAUGUCCACUCCCUAAACUUCCCUCUUCCAUCCCUGCUUUCCCCCUUCCUAGCGCCCACAUCAUAACUCCUACCACGACGACCACGACCACUCCGCAGACGCUAUCUCCCUGGUCUUCGACGUCCCCAACGCAACGCUUUUACGGAUCCCAGCCAGUACGGGAUCACGUAGGCGAUCUACCGAGGAGCAGUAUCGAUGCUCCAAUCGAUGUACCACCAAAUGCUCACCAUUCAAAACUGGUCAAUGGUUCCCUUGUCUAA